Staurois parvus is the source of this 3832-nucleotide messenger RNA. The record is from the annotation of a GenBank genome assembly. NCBI's taxonomy places the organism in Eukaryota, Metazoa, Chordata, Amphibia, Anura, Ranidae.
AUAGAUCGGGUGAAUGUAGAGGUUGGCCUCCUGCAGCUCAUCGGAGAUCCUCCACCAGAACAGAUCACUAAAAUCUUUGGCCCUGAUAAGACUCCCGGCUAUGUAUUUGGAGAAGAUGCCAACACUGGACAGGUGGCACAGUACCACCUUCCUAGCCCCAUGUUUAGGGAGUUUUUCUAUUUUGUUCCACAUACAGCCUACCAAUAAGAAGGCCGGAAUGCUGUUCUCCAUCACAGAUGCUUCACAGUCUAUUGUGUACAUUGGAGUGAAGCUGUCAGAAGUCAAAGAUGGUAAGCAGCAGAUCAUUUUUUAUUACACUGAGCCUGGAUCAGCAGUGUCCUUCCCUGCCGCCACCUUCAGCAUCCCAGCACUGACAAACCAAUGGACCCGCUUUGCCCUCAGUGUGGAAGAAGAGGAGGUUACCCUAUAUAUGGAGUGUAAUGAACUGAAGAGGGUCCGUUUUGAGAGGUCACCUGAUGAGAUGGAGCUAGAGGAUGGAUCUGGGCUUUUUGUGGCUCAGGCUGGAGGGGCUGAUCCUGACCGCUAUCAGGGUGUAAUAGCAGAAUUAAAAAUUAAGAGCGACCCUAGAGCUGCAGAACUUCAGUGUGAAGAGGAAGGAGACGAUUCUGAUGGGUCAUCUGGAGACUUUGGCAGUGGCCUCCCAGAAGAGGUAGUGCUUGAGGUGACUCAAGCUCCAAUUAUAAUAAAACCUAUCACAGUACCCCCCAUACAGAGACCAUCUGUAGAAAAUGAGCCUGAAGUUAUGAAGAAGGUUCAGGAGACUAUACAGAAAAUUGAUGUUUCAGGCAAGCCUGGACAGAAAGGAGAUAAAGGAGACAGUGGUGAUCGUGGUGAGAAGGGUGAAAUGGGACCAAUUGGGCCUAAAGGAGAUACUGGUGACAGUACAAGUGCAGGCAAUGGCCCUAGAGGUGAUAAGGGCCAGAAAGGAGAGCUUGGAGUCAAGGGUGGUGCUGGGUUUGGCUAUCCUGGUACUAAGGGACAAAAGGGAGAUCCUGGAUUACCUGGCCCACCAGGACCACCUGGAAGCUCUGGACCGGCUGUUGUGCAGAAAGCUGAUGGCACAACUGUGCAGCAGAUCACAGGACCACGGGGCCCCCCAGGUCCUGAAGGACCUCCAGGAAAAGAAGGAGAGCCUGGUGAUCCUGGUGAAGAUGGCAAAGCUGGGGAAGUUGGACCUCAGGGAUUUCCAGGAACUCCAGGUGAUUCAGGGCAGAAAGGAGAUAAGGGUGAUACGGGUGUUGGAAGUAGAGGACCUCCAGGCCCACCUGGACCCCCUGGCCCACCUGGCCCAGGUUCCAAAACGGAUAAAUUGACAUUCUUUGAUAUGGAGAGCUCUGGCUAUGGCCCGGAUUUGGAAAACCUUAGGGGACCACCUGGUUUGCCUGGUCCACCUGGCCCUCCUGGAGUACCUGGAUUACCAGGGGUGCCAGGAACCUUUGGUGGAAACAACACUGGAAUCCCAGGACCCCCUGGUCUACCUGGUCGGCCUGGUCAAGAUGGAAUACCCGGACCCCCUGGCUUACCAGGUACCCCUGGAAAAGAUGGAAACUCAGGGACUCCUGGAAUUCCUGGAGAGAGGGGUACUGAUGGUGAUAUCGGACUUCCAGGAGCUCCAGGGCCCAAAGGAAGCACAGGAGAAUCUGGUAUUCCUGGAACUCCUGGAGAAACUGGAUUAGCUGGACUUCCUGGACCAAUUGGACCCCGUGGAUUGCCUGGACCUCCAGGUCCACCUGGCCCUCCUAGACGUGGAACUGCUGAUGGAUUUGAUGACAUGGAAGGUUCAGGUAUUGCUUUUGGUGGCCGAAGUGUACAGGGAAAGUCUGGAGUUCCUGGGGAAAAGGGAGAUGCAGGAUUUCCAGGACUUCCAGGACCAAAGGGUGAUCGAGGAAUUCCUGGUUUGGAUGGAAGACCUGGAUUGGAUGGAUUCCCAGGACCUCAGGGUCCAAAGGGAGACAGAGGUGAUCAAGGAGAACGGGGAGAGCCAGGCCGUGAUGGAAUUGGGAUUCCUGGACCACCCGGACCUCCUGGGCAAAUCAUUUACAGAUCAUCUGAUGGCACAGAUACCAUUGGUGGAAUAGGACAGGGUACUAGAGGAUACAAAGGAGAGUCAGGGGACCAGGGUUACCCCGGACUGCCUGGUCUGAAGGGAGAGAAGGGAGAGGCAGGAAGGAUCCUGGGCCCUGAUGGUACGCUACUUUCUGGAGGAGAGAAGGGUGAUAUAGGACCAAGGGGCCCUUUUGGACCUAUGGGACCAGUGGGACCUGCUGGACAGAAAGGAGAAAUUGGACUGCCUGGAAGACCUGGUCGUCCUGGUGUGAACGGACUUAAGGGAGAGAAGGGAGUAUCUGCAGAUCCUACUGGUUAUGGAAUUAGGGGCCCACCAGGUCCUCCCGGCCCACCUGGUCCUCCAGGGCAAACGGUAUAUAGUGAUCCGCGUUCUGGUGGGGCACAAGGUUAUCCAGGUCAGAAAGGCGAGAGAGGAUUUCCAGGAUCGAAAGGUGAUCAAGGAGACGUUGGCCCUCCUGGAGCACCAGGAACAUUCCCAUAUGAUUUCAGUACCUUUGGAAGGGGAGAGAAAGGACAAAAAGGAGAAACUGGCACUGGCACUGGCGAUGGUCGGGGAAUUCCAGGACCUCCCGGCAACCCUGGAUAUCCUGGACUACCAGGUGCUAAAGGAGAAAGUAUUCAAGGUCCUCCUGGCCCGCAUGGCCCACCAGGAGCUCCUGGUGUAGGAUAUGAAGGAAGACAAGGACCACCUGGGCCACCAGGACCUCCAGGUCCUCCUGGACAACAGUUAUAUCCUGGACCUGGACCCAAUAGACCAGUUCUAAGUGUUCCAGGACCACCAGGACCCCCUGGGCCACCUGGAACCCCUGGAGGAUCAGGAGGAUAUUCUGCGGCCACAGUAUUGCAGACUUAUCAGACAAUGCUAAAUCUGCGGCAGUCCUUGCAGGAAGGGACCAUUGUACUAGUGCUGGAACAAGCAGAGUUGUAUGUACGAGUCAGAGAUGGCUUCAGAAAGAUUCUUCUCGGAGAAUAUGUAACCAAUAAUGGCCAGGGUAAUGAAAUUGCUGUGAAAGAGCCUCCUGUGGUCAUUUAUCCCUCUGGUAACAGAGACUCUGGAUCCUAUCAGUCUACAGAUGUGCAUGAGCCUCCCAGGAACGAAAGACCACCACCAGUUAAUCCCCAUCCUCCACAACCACCACCUCCAGUGUUCCCCAAUCCAGAGCCAGAAAGCAGUGCACCCAUACAUACACACCAGGAGUACCAGGCAGCACUACACUUAGUGGCUCUGAAUGCACCACUAACUGGCAGCAUGCGCUCCAUACGUGGUGUGGACUUCCAGUGCUUUGAACAAGCCCGCAAAGCUGGACUUCACGGAACAUUCCGAGCAUUCCUUUCCUCACGUCUUCAGGAUCUGUACAGUAUUGUUCGCAAAGCUGACAGGCUGUCUGUGCCAAUCGUCAAUCUCAGGGAUGAACCACUGUUUGACAACUGGGAGGCCCUUUUCUCUGGCUCAGAAGGACAGAUGAGGCCUGGAGCUCGCAUUUACUCAUUUGAUGGAAGAGAUGUUGCAACAGAUUCUACUUGGCCACAGAAGAUGAAUCUGAUCUGGCAUGGAUCUGACACCAAGGGUCGGCGUGUAGCAGAGAGCUACUGUGAGAUCUGGCGCACAGAUGAAGGCAUAGUCACCGGCCAGGCUUCCUCUAUCACAAACGGGAAACUCCUAGAGCAGCGUCCUCAGAGCUGCAAUAAGAACUUUAUUGUCUUGUGCAUUGAAAACAGCUUCAUGCCUGCAGGCCAGAAGUAA